This is a messenger RNA of Branchiostoma belcheri (Belcher's lancelet), 888 nucleotides long. RefSeq names its product zinc finger protein 677-like. Gene Ontology annotation, biological process: regulation of transcription by RNA polymerase II. Gene Ontology annotation, cellular component: nucleus. Gene Ontology annotation, molecular function: DNA-binding transcription factor activity, RNA polymerase II-specific; RNA polymerase II transcription regulatory region sequence-specific DNA binding. The record is from RefSeq and is a predicted model, not a curated record. NCBI's taxonomy places the organism in Eukaryota, Metazoa, Chordata, Leptocardii, Amphioxiformes, Branchiostomatidae. The coding region runs from base 18 to 797 and encodes 259 amino acids. The transcript has a single exon.
AUCUAGACCAAGCUGUCAUGAUGGCAAAACAUACCUGUGAGGAGUGUGGAUACAGCACGUCUGCGACUGGACACUUCAGACGACACAUGAGAAAACAUACAGGAGAGAAAAGUUGUGAGGAAUGUGGAUACAAGUCAGAUAAAAGGGCCUACAUGUCCCGACAUAUGAAAACGCAUACUGGAGUAAAACCCUACAUGUGUGAAAAGUGUGGAUACAGGACGGCUGACAGUUCCAACCUGGCUCGACACAUGAAAAACCAUGCGGGUGAAAAACCGUAUCUAUGUGGCGAGUGUGGAUACAGGACGCCCAGACGGUCGGCCCUUUCACGACACAUGAGAAAGCAUACAGGUGAGAAACCCUACAAAUGUGACCAGUGCGCCUUUUCUGCUGCAGAAAAAAAGGUGGUAGACAACCACUUCAUGGCGAAACACACCGAUGAUAAGCCCUACAUGUGCGGGGAGUGUGGAUACAGGACUGCCGACAGGUCUAACCUAUCCCGACACAUGAGAAAACAUACUGGUGAGAAACCCUACAAGUGUAACCAGUGCGACUAUUCUGCUGCACAGAAAGUUGACUUAAAUCAACAUGUCAUGGCAAAACAUGACGGUGAAAAACCCUACAUGUGUGGGGAGUGCGGAUACAGAACCACUUGUAAGUCUGCCCUAAGUGUACACAUGAGACAACAUACAGGCGAGAAACCCUACAAGUGUGACCAGUGUGACUAUUCUGCUGCACAGAGAUUUCACCUAGAUAGGCAUGUGGCAAAACACAACAUCGUUGGGUAUACCGGUAAUUAAGUUAGCAAGGCCUAGGAAAAGAAAUUUUGCCUUUUUCCGACCGACCCUAGAAAAAACUGCCGACCAUAGACUUUUUUGGGGUGGACCCUGA